AUGGUUUUAUUUACAUCGAUCAAUAACUUAGCAAACGUUAAUAAUGGUGCAGCUUUCAGACGAAGAAAACUAUUCAUUCCGCCAUCAACUAAACAACCUAUGUUUAAAUAUGGAGAAGAUGAUGAUGAUAGAUCUUUUUUGAGUUUAAUAGAAAAUGGUUCCGAAUUUGAAGAAGAAGAUAUAAGUGAUACAGCAAGUGUUAGUACAUCAAGAUCAUUACCCGAUUCAUUAAGUAGUGCUCAUACAAAUGAAGAUCAAGAACUGUUUCAUUCAUGGUUAGUUGAGGAACGUAAUAGAAGAGUAGCAGAAAUUGAAGAAGAAGAAGAUAUGUUUAAUGCCAAUAUAUACGGAAGUAGAGGUAGAAGGCGAUCAAGUUUAAACUCAUCCAAGAAUUCACAAAAAUGGGAAGAUUUUAUGAAAAUUAAAACUAAUUAUAUUCAUGAAUCUUAUGUACUAUUUCGUCAUUCAUCACCAUUAAUUAUAACUUUUAUACUAGAACAUUUUUUUUCAAUCGUUUGUUUAAUAGUCGUUGGGAAAUUAGGUACAAAUGAAUUAGCAGCUGUAAGUUUAGCAACAAUGACUUCAACUAUAACAUUUGCUAUAUUUGAAGGCACAGCAACUGCUUUAGAUACACUAUGUCCUCAAGCUGUUGGAGCUGGUAAUUAUGAAAUGAUGAGUUUAUUUGUACAAAGAUGUAUUAUGUUUUCGUGGGUAUUAUUUAUUCCAUGUGGUUUAUUUUGGUGGUUUAGUGCAUAUGUAUUAAGGUAUAUUAUAGAUAAUGAGGAUGUUGUAUAUUUGACUUCAACUUUUUUAAGGAUACUUAUAUUGGGGGCACCAGCAUAUAUUUUUUUUGAAAAUUCAAAGAGAUUUUUACAAAGUCAAGGAAUAUUUGAAGCAGGAACUGGUGUUUUAUUUAUAAGUGCUCCAAUAAAUAUUUGUUUAUCUUGGUUUUUAGUAUGGAAUGAAAAAUUUGGAUUAGGAUAUAUUGGAUCACCAAUUGCGACUGUAAUAAAUUUUUGGAUGAUGUCAAUAUUAUUGGUGCUUUACGUUAAAUUCAUUGAUGGUAAAAAAGGUUGGUUUGGAAUAGCACCAAUUAAAGAAAUAUUUUCAGAUUGGGGUCAAAUUGGUCAAUUGGCAUUACCAGGUAUUGUAAUGAUUGAAUCAGAGUAUUUAGCAUAUGAAAUUAUGACAUUAUUUGCGUCUUACUUUGGAACUACAGCAUUAGCUGCUCAAAGUGCUGUAUCAAGUAUUGCAUCAAUAGCGUAUAUGGUACCAUUUGCUGUGAGUAUAGCAGCAUCUACUAGAAUUGCAAAUUUUAUAGGUGGUCAAAAUCUAAAUGCUUCAUUAAUAUCAACAAGAAUUGCAAUGAUGGGAUCACUUGUUGUUUCAAGUUUAAAUUGUUUAAUACUAUUUACAUUUAGAACUCAAUUGGCUCAUAUUUUCACAGAUGAUCCAACAGUUGUCAACCUUAUAGAAAAUUUAUUAAACCCGUUAGUUGCAAUCUUACAAAUUUUUGAUGGUAUAGCUUCUGUAAAUAGUGGGAUAUUACGAGCUCAAGGAUUACAAAAAAUUGGAGGAUUAAUAAAUUUUAUUGCAUAUUAUGCAUUUGCGUUACCAUUAGCAUUGAUAUUAAGUAAAUAUUUAGGUUAUAAAUUAUAUGGAUUAUGGAUUGGAGUUGGUUCAGGGAUGUUUAUUAUUGCUUUGAGUACAUUUUUUGUAAUAAUGUUUAGUGAUUGGGAUCAAAUUUUAAUGCAAGCUGGUUUAAUAAAUGACUCAGAUGAUGAUGACGAUGAUGAUAAUGAUUAA
Molecule: messenger RNA, 1806 nt
Organism: Lodderomyces jiufengensis
Lineage: Eukaryota; Fungi; Ascomycota; Pichiomycetes; Serinales; Debaryomycetaceae
Exons: 1
Coding region: 1-1806 (601 amino acids)
Biological process (GO): xenobiotic detoxification by transmembrane export across the plasma membrane
Cellular component (GO): membrane
Molecular function (GO): antiporter activity; xenobiotic transmembrane transporter activity
Source: RefSeq, a predicted model, not a curated record